Messenger RNA from Pseudogymnoascus verrucosus, 885 nucleotides. RefSeq lists its product as uncharacterized. Gene Ontology annotation, cellular component: cytoplasm. NCBI's taxonomy places the organism in Eukaryota, Fungi, Ascomycota, Leotiomycetes, Thelebolales, Thelebolaceae. Bases 193 to 702 code for a protein of 169 amino acids. Gene Ontology annotation, molecular function: calcium ion binding. The transcript has 5 exons. The record is from RefSeq and is a predicted model, not a curated record.
GAAUUUUUAGCCUUAAGGAUACUAACUUGUUUUGUUCUAGUUUCAAUUGACCCCACCAACACUGAGGAUUCAAGGCCACCACGAGUUUUCUCCUCCCCCUCCAUUGUUGGUUUCAUAAUUUGGACUUCGCAAACAGCAGUUUCUUCCGUCUUUCUUAUCGCAACCUUUUGACUUUAACACGUCACCGCCAAAAUGAUUAUUUUCAAGGAUAUUAUCUCGGGCGACGAGAUGAUCUCGGAUAGUUUCGACCCCAAGGAGGUUGAUGGAGUUGUCUACGAGGUCGACUGUGCGAUGAUCACCCUGGGCGCUGUCGAAGUCAACACCGGUGCCAACGCUUCUGCCGAGGAGGCUGAGGAGGGCGUUGAGGAUGGAGCUGUCCAGGUCAACAAUGUUGUCAACUCCUUCCGUCUCCAGUCAACCCAGUUUGACAAGAAGACCUACCUCAGCCAUCUUAAGGGUUACAUGAAGACCGUCAAGACGAAGCUAAAGGAGAAGGGCGCAGCUGAGGAGGAAAUCACUGCUUUCGAGAAGGGCGCCGCAACUUACGCCAAGAAGAUCGUCGGCAACUUCAAGGACUACGAUUUCUACGUCGGCGAGUCCAUGGACCCUGAUGGAAUGGUUGCCCUUAUGAACUACCGUGAGGAUGGUGUCACCCCCUACAUCACUGUCUGGAAGCACGGCCUUGUCGGCGAGAAGGUCUAGAUCGUAUAUUUAAUGAAUGGUUAUUGGGAAGCUGGUUCUGUUGCAUCACAGCCCAACAAGUUGGAGACGGAUGUGCCAUAUGGUAGCCUGAUAUUCUCCAAUACAAUGAAAAUGCCCCCUCUUUAUGAUUUUAGUAUUAAACGUAUAUGUCCACACUGAGCGAGGUUAAUUAUGUCCCUAUCC